Messenger RNA from Saccostrea echinata, 1344 nucleotides. RefSeq lists its product as uncharacterized. Gene Ontology annotation, biological process: regulation of transcription by RNA polymerase II. Gene Ontology annotation, cellular component: nucleus. Bases 1 to 1344 code for a protein of 447 amino acids. Lineage: Eukaryota; Metazoa; Mollusca; Bivalvia; Ostreida; Ostreidae. Gene Ontology annotation, molecular function: RNA polymerase II cis-regulatory region sequence-specific DNA binding; DNA-binding transcription factor activity, RNA polymerase II-specific; protein dimerization activity. The record is from RefSeq and is a predicted model, not a curated record. The transcript is spliced from 8 exons.
AUGACUUCAUCAUUCCAAGCUAGCAAACAACUGUUAGAUAUACGUCAGCAACUGAACCAAAUAGACAAACAAUACAAGGAAGGAUUUAAAUUUGAAAACACACUGGAUUCUCCUGAUCUGGAAAAGAAAAUUGAGAGAAAGGAACCAAAUAUAUUUCAAACGAACGAUUUUGAGGACAUUGAAGCCAUGUUUUCAACAAUAAUAGACGAUUCUAAAGACAAUUACCAGCAUCUUCAUGAUCUGCCUCUUUCUGAAGAAUUACGUCACGCCAUCACAAACAUGGAGGAUAUUGAUGAUGUGGAUACGUUGAUCGGGGAUGUUAUCAGUUCAGUUCAAAUUGACCCAGUGUGUCCUGAGGAUCAUACAAUCGAGCAUUUUGUGUUCUGUUCAGAGAGUCAUCAGACUGAGGAAAGUAACCCGAGAAGUGUCGAACAGAAGUCAAUAAAUGACCUAUCGACCUCUAAACAAUAUGAGACACAAGACGAGAAAGCACUCUGGAAAAAAGAAAGGAUUAAAAAGGACAAUCAUAAUAUCAUUGAGAGAAGACGGCGAUAUAAUAUCAACGACAGGAUAAAAGAACUCGCUACUUUGCUGCCCUCGUCCAUCCAUCUGUCAAUGAAACUCAAUAAAGGUUCCAUAUUAAAAGCCUCUGUUGAGUAUGUUAAGAUGUUGAAGAAAGACAGAGAAAAACUGACAGAAUAUGAAGCACACCAGAAAGCUAUGGAGAAAAAAUACCAUAAAACGCUGAUAAGAAUGUUUCAACUUGAACUGAAGAUGCACUUAUAUGGACUGACAGAACAACUAGACUGCAUGCAAGUAAAGCAAAAGAAGAGACCGAGAAGGAGACUGAGCGAAAUCGAUGCGAUGUUUGAAGUAUUCAUGAUGCCGAGAGUAUCACCAAAUAUUAAAGCAAAUCCUCUCAUAGAAGAUUCACUUUUCAACGAAGAGGCAAAACCAAAGGUAUUUGGAGCUGAAGCGUUCAAACAAGGUGAAACUACCGCUGAAGCCAAAGAGGAAAAAUACGUAUCAAAACUACAACCAGAAAUGGUUCAAUUGGUUCAGAAUCCUUUAAUUUCUGACAACUCUGACUUAAGUCUAGAAAAAUGCAAUCUCUUCCUAGAUCUAUUUGGAAAUCAAACAACUUCAAAUAUAACUAUGGUUCAAAUUGACCCAAACCUGGCCGUACCUUCCACUCCCGUUCAACAACUAGAACCAAAGAAAGAGGACAUCUGUAUUUCUCCAGUGACGUCAACAACUAACAUGCUUGAGGCUUUACUUCGAAAGAAUGUAGAAGCAAUCUCUGUGUACUCUUCCUUGGAAAAUUCACUUAAAAGUUCAAUAUAA